ACUUCAAAAUGGAGCUCUUUGCGUAGAAGUAAGCUGUGAUGUCCUUGGUUAUGUAGCCGUCCACUGUUGUUUUUAGUGGAACAGACACUCAUUUUACGACUCAAUACACUCCUGUGUCACUAUCAUGGGGCUUCUGAGCUUUGCCAGGGGAGCGCUGGCGUCCCCCUCCGGCCUCGGUGUUUGCGCCAGAAAACCCGGCGGGUUGUGCUCAACGCUUCUCUCGGGUGUCUCAGCUCCAGCUGAGAUCCGUGUCAGGAGGUACAGCCAGGACACAGGCAACCCUAAAAAUGUCCCGGGACAAUUUGUGUGCUAUUACCUUUCGCAUAGGAGCCUGUUUAAAAUUCAGGGGCAAGACACAAGCCCGUUUCUUCAGGGUAUUAUAACCAAUGACAUGGCGCUGCUGGAUGAGCCUGGACACAGAGCUAUGUACGCACACAUGCUCAGUGUACAGGGAAGAACACUAUAUGACAUCCUGUUGUACAGAUUAAAAGAAGCAGAAGGAGGUGUUUUCCUGGAGUGUGAUAGCACAGUUAAGGACUCCAUCUUGAAACACUUGAAAGUAUACAAGAUCCGCAGAAAGGUCAACAUCAGCCCUUGUUCAGAGCUCUCUGUGUGGGCUGUGCUGUCUCAGCAAGACAAGCUAGGUCAAGAGUUCAGUCAGCCUGGGCUUUCUUCCCCUGACAAAGCUCUGGUAUGGGAGGCUGAUCCAAGAACUCAGCAAAUGGGCUGGAGAUUGGUGCUGCAGAGUGAUGUUGACCCUUUGAAAAUCAUUGCAUCAUGUAAGAAAGGAGACACUGAGGAGUAUCACAGACAUCGCUAUUCCAUAGGACUGCCUGAGGGAGUGAAAGACCUUCCUCCUGGGGUUGCAUUUCCACUAGAGUCAAAUCUCGUCUACAUGCAGGGUAUCAGCUUUAGCAAGGGCUGUUACAUUGGGCAGGAACUCACAGCCAGGACCCAUCACACCGGGGUGAUUCGGAAACGCCUGAUGCCAGUACGCUUGUCAUCUCCAGUGGAACACCUCGAGGAUGGAGCCACACUGCUAACCCAGUCAGGCAAGCCAGCUGGGAAACACAGAGCAGGGACAGGAGAGCUGGGUCUAAGUCUGAUCCGCAUGGCACAUGCCAAAGAGGUGUUGACACUCAGAUCUUCUGAUGACACCACAGUGACACUUGAAGCCUCUGUGCCAGGCUGGUGGCCUGAAGAUGUGAAAUGUAACUGAACGGAAUGAUGUUUUAAAGCUCCCUAAAAUGUGACGUGCAUCACAUCUGACAGACUACUCACAGACAGAACCCCGAAGUACAGUAUGUUACACUGUCAUUGCUUCAUAGCUGUGUGGCACUGUUCUGUGUUUGGGUGCCAUUUUUGUUUGCAAUAAAUCCUGCUUUAGAGUGGUUUCCUUAAAAGUAUUAUUUAUCACUGAACUACCCCAUUUCAUAGAUGUAUCACAGCUCUAUUCAUAAAGGACACAAAAACCAUGAUAUGAUUUUGGUUAUUCAAUAAAGAGCCAAAAAAAAAAGAAACUCAUUAGAAUGUUUUAUAUGUAUUUAAUCUGUCAGUGCAAAAACAAAUGCCAGACAAUCACAAGCAACAUUUGAGAUCGCAGCUCAUCUCAAUCCAAAGAUGUAGUGACAGAUUUAUCCUCUUUUUUUUUUUUAUUUGCACUGUUGCAAAUUGGCACUUUUCAUUCAAGCUAUUUCCAGGCUAUGACAAUGGUGAUACACUGAAUACAUUAUUCCUGAUAAAGGAGAUGCUGCCCUCUUGUGGACUGUAUGGUGUCUCGAAUUUGCUGUAACAUGGUUUCCGGCUGCAGAGUCAAUGCCGAAUGAUCGAGUCGCUUAAAGUCUUCGUUGCACAGGAGGCAUUCAAUUAUAUGAGCUACUCUUUGUAGGUCAAAGGCAGCAUGGUAAGGUCCCAGCGUGGUGAGGAUCUCUGAGAGAUGGCGCGAGUAAUCGGAGGAAUCCCCAGAGGAGCAAGCAUUAAGGAAUGCCAUUCUGUUGUCAGCAAUGAUUUUCAAAAACGAGGCAAACUCCCCAUAAUCAAUACCAGAGCAAGCCUUCAUAAUGACCUACAAGGAAACACACCCAUCAAUCAUUAUAUUCUGUAUAUUCAGAGCAGAAGGUCACAUGACUGAAAAGUCUUUUGCACGGUACCUGGCAGUGCUGAUGCCAUGAGUCCAUCGUGUUUCUCCACUCAUCUAUCUCUUUCUGGACAGAUGACAACUCAGUCUGAAGGAACUGCCACAUUAUGUCAAUGUUGCAGCCAUUGAGCCAGUUAUGAUUUAUAGAGAUGGUGUCCUCCUGUAGAAGAACAGUAUUUUAGUGUGUUACACGUGAUAAAUAAAGCACAGUUUUAUACAACUUAGAAUAACUAUAAUGCUAUUUCCUGCAAAAAGCCAUAUUUCUAACAAAAAAUAUACACAAGGGUUAAACUUGUAAAAACUAUGUUCACUGGAGAUAUUCCAGAACUGCUGUACUGGAGAAUGAGUAGAAAGGCAAAGUGUGUGUCUAUAAAUAUGUGUAUAAUUCUAAGCAAAGAAAUAAAAUGUAAACCUUCUCUUAU
Molecule: messenger RNA, 2559 nt
Organism: Archocentrus centrarchus (flier cichlid)
Lineage: Eukaryota; Metazoa; Chordata; Actinopteri; Cichliformes; Cichlidae
Gene: iba57
Product: iron-sulfur cluster assembly factor IBA57
Exons: 3
Coding region: 125-1219 (364 amino acids)
Biological process (GO): iron-sulfur cluster assembly
Cellular component (GO): mitochondrial matrix
Molecular function (GO): protein binding
Source: RefSeq, a predicted model, not a curated record